Maylandia zebra (zebra mbuna) is the source of this 1333-nucleotide messenger RNA. Its product is annotated as tetraspanin-7. NCBI's taxonomy places the organism in Eukaryota, Metazoa, Chordata, Actinopteri, Cichliformes, Cichlidae. Gene Ontology annotation, cellular component: plasma membrane. The record is from RefSeq and is a predicted model, not a curated record.
UUCUGGUUUUGGUCCCUCAGUCUCAGAUGGAUUAUGGCUCCCAGGAGGAUGGAAACCAAACCGGCGAUCUUCUGCCUGAAGACGCUGCUGCUGCUCUACUCCUUCAUCUUCUGGGUGACAGGGGUGGUCCUGCUGGUGGUGGGGUUAUGGUGGAAGUUCAUGUUGGGUCCCUACAUGUUGCUGAUCUCUAGCAGCCCUUCCAGUGCUCCCUACGUCCUCACUGGCACCGGCGCUGCCAUUGCCCUGUUCGGACUGUUCGGCUGUUUUGCCACCUGUAGGGGGCGUCCUUGGAUGUUAAAACUGUACGCAGUGUUUCUGUCUCUGGUCUUCAUGACUGAACUCAUUGCUGGGAUCUCUGGAUUUGUCUUUCGUCAUGAGAUUAAAGGGACAUUCCUCACUGCCUACAGUGCAGCAGUGAUGAGAUACGACGGACGAGAUGACAGGAGUGUGGCAGUGGAUGGUGUCCAACGCAGAUUACACUGCUGUGGAGUUUAUAAUUACACCAGCUGGUUCAGCAGUGUGUAUUUUCCCAUCAGUGGGAUUCCUACCAGCUGUUGUGUUCAUGUCUCUGACUGCAAUGAAGCAGACCUGAAGAACACCACUCUGGCAGCACAGAAGGUCUACAAAGAGGGUUGCUAUGAGCUGGUUGUGUCCUUCAUAGAGAGCAACAUGGGAAUCAUUGCUGGAGUUACCUUUGGUAUUGCCUUCUCUCAGCUGGUCGGUGUAACUCUGGCCUGCUGCUUGUCUCACUUCAUCAACAGCAACCAGUACGAGAUGAUCUAACAGGAAAGUGAAUAAGAUGUACAUCACCAUGGAAACCUUAGGAAAAACACACACAUACAAACACUGUUAGCAUUCCUCUUGUAUUUAUUUUGUGUCUUGCUGUGAAAUACUGAAAAUUGACCCCUUUGUGUUCUCUCUCUUUGUGUUGUUAGGAUCUUUCUUUGUAUGUGUGUCAGGCUCAGGUCCUGAAAAAACCUGUUGUCAGUAACAAUCAUAUUCAGAAAGCCCUCUUAGGGGCACCAGAACACUUGAAAGGCUUUCACAUUUUUAGGUUAAAGUUGAAAUUUGAUUCUGUGGCAGUGUGCUGUGUUUGAAAGACGUGUUGUUCAUGUUUCAUAUUCUGUGUACUGUGAUGUGACAGAUUUUAUAUUUCUGUUUUCUGAAUGACAAACUCACUGAUAACUAUUUGAGACAUGCAAUGUUUUCAACAAAAUAAAGGAGGCUGCGUGUUGUGUCGAUAAAUCCAACAUAAGAAAACCUUACAUGUAACAUGUAACUUUACCUUGACAUAAUAGCAUCACACAGUUGCUGCAGCUUUGUCAGCUCCACA